This is a messenger RNA of Cylas formicarius (sweet potato weevil), 1718 nucleotides long. It is a transcript of the gene hyx, whose product is annotated as parafibromin. Bases 23 to 1576 code for a protein of 517 amino acids. Gene Ontology annotation, biological process: positive regulation of transcription elongation by RNA polymerase II; transcription elongation by RNA polymerase II. Gene Ontology annotation, cellular component: Cdc73/Paf1 complex. NCBI's taxonomy places the organism in Eukaryota, Metazoa, Arthropoda, Insecta, Coleoptera, Brentidae. Gene Ontology annotation, molecular function: RNA polymerase II complex binding. The transcript has 5 exons. The record is from RefSeq and is a predicted model, not a curated record.
UGUGCCGACGUAAUUCGCAAAAAUGGCGGAUCCGUUGAGUUUGCUUCGUCAAUAUAACGUAAACAAAAAGGAAAUUAUCGAGCGCGAUGGCCAGAUUAUAUUCGGCGAGUUUUCGUGGCCCAAAAAUGUUAAAACUAAUUACCUCAUGUAUGGUUCUGGCAAGGAGGGAAUUCGAGGUAAAGAGUAUUACACUCUUGAAUGCCUCUUGUUUAUAUUGAAAAAUGUUUCGCUCACCCAUCCGGUGUACGUAAGGGAGGCUGCCGCCGAGAAUAUUCCCGCGGUGAGGCGGCCCGAUCGUAAGGAAUUGCUGGCGUAUUUGAAUGGGGAGACGGCCAGUUGUCCGGCUAUAGACAAAAGCGCCCCGUUAGAGCUUCCCACGCAAGUUAAAAGAUCCGCGGAUUACGAUGGGCCAGAAAGUGUCGCGAAGAAACCGAGGUUUGAGGACACUCACGUCCAAAAGGUCAGAGAGAAACUGGCUGCUCGUUUGGAUGCGCCGAAAGAAGCGUCGGUCACCGUUGACAAUAUUAAGUCUUUAUCAGAGGCAAUGUCAGUGGAAAAGAUCGCCGCUAUCAAAGCGAAACGUCUCGCCAAGAAACGAACCACUAUUAAAGGAAACGACGAUAUUGGACAGGAAUAUGAAUUAAGGGCAAUACUCGAUUUGGACGUUGAUAUUACCAAAGACAUUAUAAGUAGAGAGAGGCAGUGGCGGACUAGGACGACGAUUUUGCAGUCAACGGGGAAAAAUUUUGCCAAAAAUAUUUUGGCCAUGUUACAUAGCAUCAAACUGCGGGAAGAAGGUCGGCAACGACCACAGCCCGUACAGCCCCCGAUUGUCACUCCUCGCCAGACGCCGAUCAGGACAACGACUCAACCAUCAGUGUACAACCGGUACGAUCAGGAAAGGUUCAAUCGCCAAAAGGAGGAAACAGAAGGGUUUAAGAUCGACACCAUGGGUACUUACCAUGGGAUGACUCUCAAAUCAGUGACGGAGGGUCAACCGAAAACAAGACCACAGCCGCAAGUUCCCCAAGCGCCAUUGCCCGUGAGUCAGGCCAGACCGCCACCAGGUGGUAUGCAGAAGCGCGUUUCCAGGACUCCAAUUAUUAUCAUACCCGCCGGCACCAACUCGUUGAUCUCUAUGUACAAUGUGAAGGAAAUUCUCCAAGAUAUGAAGUUUGUGACACAGGAACAGAAAAAGCUGGAGGGCGGCAAGCGAGACAACGAGGUUCUCAUCCAGCGACAAAAGAAUGGGCAGACGGUGCCCUACAGGAUUGUCGACAAUCCAGCGAAACUGAGCCCGAGUGAUUGGGAUCGGGUGGUCGCGGUAUUCGUGAUGGGCCCAGCGUGGCAGUUCAAGGGCUACCCUUGGGACACCCCGGUCGAAAUUUUCGACAAGGUUGCCGCCUUUCACCUCAAGUACGACGAAAUGAAGAUCGAUCCAAACGUAGCAAAGUGGAAUGUUACAGUCAUCGAGUUGUCGAGAACCAAAAGGCAUUUGGAUCGGGCGCACUUGAUGAUAUUUUGGGAGAAACUUGACAAGCACAUUGUACAACACAAGCCGCACCUGCGCUUCUAAGAGGCAAGGCCCUGUAUAUAAACUUGUACAGUAUCCUAAGGGUCCCAGAAGGUUUUGGAAAGUAUCCCUUCCGUAAAAAAUUGGAUAAGAAUAUCAUGAUGUUAGGUAACAUAGUUUUGUGUAUUAAAACGUUUUUUAAAAA